This is a messenger RNA of Colias croceus (clouded yellow), 986 nucleotides long. Its product is annotated as lipase member I-like. NCBI's taxonomy places the organism in Eukaryota, Metazoa, Arthropoda, Insecta, Lepidoptera, Pieridae. The record is from RefSeq and is a predicted model, not a curated record. Gene Ontology annotation, molecular function: lipase activity. The transcript has 6 exons. Bases 1 to 918 code for a protein of 305 amino acids. Gene Ontology annotation, biological process: lipid metabolic process.
AUGUUGUUUAAAAUUAUAUUAGUUUGUGCUGCCUUUGUGGUAUGUAAUGGCUGCGUAGCACAAUCCGUAGAACCUAGUAUAGAGAGACAAGGAACUUUAAAUGUAUAUCUGGCGUAUACGAGAAACAAUCCGCGGGAACCCGAAAUAUUCAAUAGCACGUUAGAGUCGAUUGCUGAAACUUCCUUGAACUCAACUCGCAAUACUACGAUCAUUGUACAUGGACAUGAGGGAACAGCCUAUACCAGUAUUAACCCAACUGUUAAAGAUGCUUUACUAACAAACGAAGACGUCAACGUGAUCGUAGUAGAUUGGUCUCAAUAUUCUCUACAGAGUUACAGCAAUGCCGUGAGUGCUGUGCCCAGUGUAGGCACCAGUUUGGCAGAAGUAAUUGAGCAGCUGGUUCAAGCGAAUAUAGCCACUCUUGAUACUAUACAUAUGGUUGGAUUUGAUCUUGGCGCACAUGUCGUUGGUUACGCUGGAAGAAGUCUUGGCGGAGAAGUUGCUAGAAUUACCGGUUUGGAUCCAGCUGGCAAUCAAUGGGGUUCAAAUUCGCAACGCUUAAACAAGGCAGACGCUAAAUAUGUGGAAGUUAUUCACUCUGACACCGGCGGCAUGUUCCCUAAUGGAAUUGGAACUCCGCUGGGACACGCCGACUUCUACCCGAAUGGGGGGGAUAGCCAGCCGGGAUGCUUUCUAAAUAGGCCUUGUUGCCACAACCGUGCCUGGGAAUAUUUCGCUGCGUCGCUAGCAUACACGCAUUUGCAAGGCAAUCAAUGUAGUUCGUUGAGUCAGAUGGCCUUUAACAGGUGUAGAGGCUUUCUUUACCCGAUGGGCACGAACUCUUUGGUUAAGCUGGGAAGCGGCAUAUACAGGCUAAAUACUCGAGGAACCUAUCCAUUUUAUUUAAGUUGGUAUUAAAUCAUAAAAUAAAACAUAAGCGAUUGAUCGAAAGAAUUUAUCUGUAUUUAGUAUUACUUAAAUGAAUA